AGCGACCAUACCUUCUCUAGACCAGUGAUAUCGAUGCGAUAUCGCUCUGCACCAAUGCUUACCGCGGCAAUAUCGACGGUCAAGUGCGUGGGUCUGCAUUUGCCGGCCUAUCUUUCAGCACCCCCACCACCCCAACCGGUUGAGCAUAAGAACUAGAGGUCCACGUAGCGCAAUUGUAAUAGGCAUUCGGUUGCGUGAGCAUUGCAAGUCAUGAGUAAUUGCAAUAAGGACAUCCACUAUAGCAAUGUCUUCAACUGAUCUGCAGCCAUGGCAACUCCGUACGAAAGAGUACCGCGAGCAGGCAGCGGCCAAGAUACCAAAAGAGUGGAUACUGAAGCCCGAGUAUACCGCAGAUGGCGGACCUACCUCGUCACGUUUUGUACUUGACGUGCCAGCCAAAUGUGGCAUCCUAUCAGAACGAGAGCUGGACAUUACGGAGAACUACGACGCCGUUGCCCUUCUUGAGAAGCUUGCUAGCGGCCACUUUACCUCCGUUGAAAUCACCACGGCGUUCUGCAAACGAGCCGCGAUAGCGCAACAGCUGACCUGCUGUCUGACCGAGACCUUCUUCGGCCAAGCGCUUGAGCGAGCCAAGUACUGCGACGAGUAUCUUGCGUCUCACAAGACGCCUAUCGGUCCGCUACACGGCCUGCCUGUCAGUCUCAAAGACAGCUUCAAUGUCAAAGGCAUCAAUAGCACGAUCGGUUACGUUUCAUUCAUUGGCCAUGGACCCGCCCAAGACGAUGCCGCCCUGGUCAAGGUCUUGCUCAGCUUGGGCGCGGUGUUGUACGUCAAGACCAACGUCCCGCAAUCGCUCAUGACAGGCGAUUCGGAGAACAACGUCUUUCUGCGGGUUCUGAACCCGAACAAGCUCUGUCUUGGUGCGGGAGGUUCGAGUGGAGGCGAGGGAGCUCUGCUCAGAAUGAAGGGCAGUCCCAUCGGAGUUGGCACUGACAUUGCUGGCUCGAUCCGGAUACCAGCAUAUGUCAACGGCACAUUUGGGUUGAAGCCGACAAGUCGAAGAGUCCCGUACGGUGGGCAGAAAGGCUCGGGCAGGCCGGGUUUCUUCGGCAUCCUACCUGCUGCCGGACCACUGGCGCGGAGCGUUCGUGAUAUCAGUGCAUUCAUGGCAGCCGUGCUUGGUUACGAUUGUUGGACCGUAGACGAAGGCGUCAUUUCUGUACCAUGGCGACGCCUUCCUUCCCCUCAAGGCAAACUAACCUUGGGCUACUUACUGGAAGAUGAUAUGUUCCCUCUUCAUCCCACCGUCUUACGCACCGUGAAGACAGCGACUGCGAAGUUGACGGAAGCCGGCCACACCGUCAUCCCUGUAGCUGAACACCUACCACCAAAGAUUCUGGAGGAAGUCGUGGAUAGCGCCUGGUACAACUUCGGGAUGGACCCAGCACGCACAUCCGAGGGUCAUGUGAACGCAUCCGGCGAGCCUUUCGUGGCGUCCAUAGCGACUGCUACACCUCCAGCGUUAAAGCACUUCAAGCCCACGCUAGAUGAUGCUUACCGCUUCCAUGUCGAGCGGCAAGCAUUUUGUGCAAAGUUUAGGGAGUUGUUCGUCGAACAGAAGCUGGACGCCAUCAUACUGCCCGCAUAUCAAGCGACGGCUGUUGCGCACGACAAGUAUGGUGUGCCGAUGUAUACCGUGCUUGCCAAUAUGCUCGAUCAUCCGUCCAUUGUGAUGCCGUAUCUGAAGGCGGACAAGAAGCUCGAUGCCGAAUACCGGCGAGAUGUCUCGUACCUGCCUGCAUACGUCCCCGAUGAAGUCGAGGGAGCUCCUUGCGGCCUCCAGCUGGUUGGUCGACCGAUGAAAGACGAAGAGCUUGUGGAGCAUAGCCAGAUAGUUGCUGAUGCUCUGGGUAUCAAGCCGCUGUAGCUCAACCAGCUGCUUUGCUGCUAAACGAAUUGCUCUUGGACGCCGAAGCGCCUCCCAAGGGCCCUCCUACCGCUCCGCCAGUUACCAAGACUGCAGCAGCGAUCGCUAGGGUCCAAACGAGCCAUGGUGGGAGCC
This is a messenger RNA of Baudoinia panamericana UAMH 10762, 2023 nucleotides long. RefSeq lists its product as uncharacterized. The record is from RefSeq and is a predicted model, not a curated record. Bases 245 to 1888 code for a protein of 547 amino acids. NCBI's taxonomy places the organism in Eukaryota, Fungi, Ascomycota, Dothideomycetes, Mycosphaerellales, Teratosphaeriaceae. The transcript is spliced from 3 exons.